This is a messenger RNA of Spirometra erinaceieuropaei, 3338 nucleotides long. The record is from the annotation of a GenBank genome assembly. NCBI's taxonomy places the organism in Eukaryota, Metazoa, Platyhelminthes, Cestoda, Diphyllobothriidea, Diphyllobothriidae.
AUGGCAGCCAUUCGCCAGAACCCAAUUUCCUGUAGUGGACACACGCGCCCUGUCGUCGACCUCCAGUUUAGUGGAGAAUCAGAAUGUGGCGCUCUGCUUGUGACUGCUUCAAAGGGUAAUUAGCAUCCUCAAAUGUUUCUUCAUCUAAAUAUAUAUUUAUUUUCUGGUUCCCCGAAUAACUGUCGUUUUCACAUUGUUUAUUUUAGAUGGGAAGGCGAUGCUGCGAACCGGCGAUACAGGUGACUGGGUCGGCACCUUUCUUGGGCAUCGUGGUGCUGUUUGGUGUUGCACAAUGGACUACGCUGGACAAAAGGCGGCCACUGGCGCUGCAGACUUUUCUGCGAAAGUCUGGGAUGUUAACACGGGAGAUGAAGUGCUUUCUAUUUCGCAGGAUCACAUCGUUCGCGCUGUAGAUCUGAGCGUUUCAGACGGCGGGAAGCGACUCAUGACCGCUAAUAAUAAGCAACAAGUUCACAUUUAUGACCUCGCGGCACCUUCUUCACGUACGUUUUAAAAUACUCCCACAUGUUCACUUACCAACCACUCGCCCCCUCUUUUUCCUAGUUCGUUGGCAGUAUCCUUACGGACGCAUUAACGUGUUAUAGAUAUAGAGACAAUAGUUUCCUUUCGAGAUAUUUUUAUGCUAUUAGAUUGGCUGUCAUUUCAUUUAGCUUCUCUCUCGUACCGUAUUUCCAUUUUUUCUCACCUAGCCAUUAUAACACUUCCGGGCCAUAAAAAGACCAUCCGAAGGUGCCUGUGGAUUGACAACGAUAAUCGCGCUCUCACUAUUUCCGAUGAAAAAGUGAUCAAGUGAGUCUUUGUUGCUUGGUUCUGCUUAACCAACACUUGUUAGGGCUUCAAGCUUCCAGUUUCUUCCUCGCCAUCAGACCAGCAUACUUGUUAGAGUAGGUUCAUACCGACUGUCGUCGAGCCCAUAUCACAGCUUGACGCACGGAUAGCGGUUCACUAUUUGCGUAAAAUAGUUUGCGGAAAGGACUCGAAGUCCUAAGUUAAUGCGUGACCAAAGAUUGGAAUUAGUCAAGCAUUGGCUCCAGGUUUACUUGUCCAUAUUUUAGCGCUCAUACAGAAAUUUGUCGUCGUGGCUGUGAGGUUGAAGAUUUUCCCUGGUUGACGAUAUUGACGACAAUCAUUGAUAGUUCUUCCAGUCCCACGACUUGUCGUAAUUCGUCCUGACCUGUUUAACUGGAAGUCAUGGAAUCAGGAAGAGCGGAGUUUAACUUGUUUUUGUCUUAGUGGUUCGUUUGCAUGUGGUGGCAGUUCCAACCCUGCACCAAUGCACCCAACUAUCUGCCAAAUUCUUAAUAUGUAGCAUAACGUACAAUGUUUUGGAAUCGCGUAUUUUCUGACCCUGCUGGGUUUUUAAGACUUUACAAAUAUCGGGCCGCACGCUACCUGGCUGCCUAAUUGCUGCAGUAGGCUCGAGUGCUCUCUAAGAGCGUCUUCAGGCUACUCGCCUUAUGUGCGAUUGGACCAAGAAAAAGAAACUGCAUGUUCGCGUUACGCACGAAUGGGGUGACGUAUACGUGCGAAGGGUUGGGACGCCUCUUGCCGCAUCAGUUACUGGAUUCGCCCUCAUCUUCAGCCGGCCUGGCUCCGACUUCCCACACGCAGAUGAUAGGAGGACAAUAGGGAGGUUGACUCUCCGCGUACUUCCAAGUCUAUCCAGCACUUCCCAUGUUCGCUGUAGUAAGGGUAGUUUGUCUUUAAAUAGUCUUAGUCCGAUUAAAGUCAUGGCUGAAAAGUUUGCCGACGGACACGCGAAAUCGGCCCUCCAGACCUAGCUUGCAAUCGUUUCUUCCUAAUGCAGCCUUUUGUCAGCCAUUCGAUGAGAUCACCAGCACACCUUAGACACACAUAGAGGGAGUCGGCCACGUCAGCCGCUGUCCUGGGUCCCAUUCCGGCCAGCUUGGAUCGGCGGUGAGUCCGAGCCUCUGCCUCCAAGUCGAACUGUCUUCUAAUCCUAUAAUGACCAUCGUGAAACCUGCCUUUGAAUUAUCCACUUUUUUAAGCCCGAAAAAUCCUCUCUCCUCUGUUGCUGCCGUUUUUACUUCAGACGGUACACUCGUUUACUAGUUCAAAAAACAGACCAAUAGCAAUGGCGUUCUGAUGCGUUACAAGCCACUUUAAACUUGAAUAUUUAUCCUUAGUGCAAGUGAUACUGGAUUAGGAAGGGGAAAUUGCAAUCUUUUCAAGUCAUUCUUCUCUCGUUUCAGCUUGUGGGAUCUUACGCCCGGUGCGAGUUCUGAGGCUCGGAUGAUCUGGUCAGUCCCCCUUGAUGACUGUCCAAUGGACGCUGCAACACUCACCCUCCCAGAGGGUGGAAACUCCGUUAAGGCAGUUGUGCCUCUUGGAAAGUACGUGGUCGUCUACGACCUGGACUUCCGUGCGUCCUCUUCUUCUGCAGCACCUGAACUUGUGGCCAAAUUCGAGUUACCCUGCCCUGUGUACACCGCGCAUAUGCAUCCCUCCGGCGAUAUGAUUGUCUGCGGUGGAGAGGACAACCUGAUAUACCGGUUAGAUGUUAACACCGGCGAUAUUUUGGGUAUGUUUACCACAGGUUGCAUAUGGCGUUCACAUAACACAGGUCGUCUAUUGCUAAUGUAGAGCACAACUUUGGCCGGGUUUUACUGCCCCUCGAGAGGCUGCUGGAUGAAGGUGUCAGCAUUUUGCUUGUCCUUUGCUUAAGUUCAUAUUUUGCCACUCAUUGGAUCUGGCAAAUGGUGGUAGUGAUGUGUGGAAAGGUGCCGUUGCUGCUGCUGAUGAUGAUGAUGAAUGCCAGUAGCGGUAUUUUGAGUCACUCGUUCGAUUUGCCCGCUCAGGGUAUCGAAAUCACUCGCUGCCAGACCUGGAAGCAGUCUAGAUCCGAAUUGGGGGAUUCUAUGCCGGCCGCCUCUUUUCCCUCUGUAUAGUCUGCAUUUAAGUUACAAGCCACACUGUCUUCGCAGUUCCUCUACUUCGAAUACUAACUGAAUAGACCAAUUAGUCGCAUUCAGACCUCCGUUGCCACCGCCUCGUGAGGAGGCCGAUUUUCGGUAGUCUCUGUCUAUGAUUUGCUCCUCAAAUUGGAAUGUUUCGUAAUCCCACCUGUCUCCCUGCUGUUACCUUCAGAGUCCUGUCGCGGGCACUUUGGUCCCGUACAUUGUGUCCGGUUCUCGCCUGACGGUCACCUCUUUGCAAGCGGCAGCGAGGACGGUACAGUGCGUCUGUGGCAGACUCAUGUUGGUGAAAACUACGGCCUGUGGAAACUGGUUGAACCUACCGCAGCAGAACCGGCUGUUGUGCAGUCCUCUCCGCCGACUGUUCCGGCCUCCGUGUAA